Molecule: messenger RNA, 1217 nt
Organism: Musca vetustissima
Lineage: Eukaryota; Metazoa; Arthropoda; Insecta; Diptera; Muscidae
Product: phenoloxidase 2-like
Exons: 2
Source: RefSeq, a predicted model, not a curated record
AUGUCUCGGGCUGACAAGAAAAAUCUUUUACUUUUAUUCGAUAAACCCACUGAACCGGUGUUUAUGGAAAAGGGAAAAACGCCCACGGUUUUCGAUGUUCCGGAUAAAUUUCUAACCGAUCGUUAUCGACCAAUUGGUAACGAAGUACAAAGUCGUUUUGGCGAAAGAGCAGAACAACGGGUGCCCGUACGUGAUAUUACAUUGCCGGAUUUACGUAUACCCAUGUCCUUGGCGCGCGAUGAACAAUUUUCUUUGUUUAUACCACGUCAUCGCCGUAUUGCUGGGAGAUUAAUUGACAUUUUUGUCGGCCUGCGGAGUAUUGAGGACUUACAAAGUGUUGCGGUGUAUGCUCGUGAUAGGGUUAAUCCAUUUUUGUUUAAUUAUGCCUUGUCAGUGGCAUUGUUGCAUCGUCCCGAUACUAAGGGUUUGGAUUUACCCUCCUUUGCACAAUCAUUCCCCGAGAAAUAUGUCGAUUCGAAGGUGUUUCGCCAGGCGCGUGAGGAGGCAAGUGUAGUGCCUGAAGGAUCACGUAUGCCUAUUAUUGUUCCUCGCGAUUAUACUGCCUCGGAUUUGGAUCCUGAACAUCGUCUAUGGUAUUUCCGUGAAGAUAUGGGUAUCAAUCUACAUCACUGGCAUUGGCAUUUGGUAUAUCCCUUCGAGGCUGGUGAUCGUAGUAUUGUUGAUAAAGAUCGUCGCGGUGAGCUAUUCUAUUAUAUGCACGAACAAAUUAUGGCCCGUUAUAAUAUGGAACGGUUUAGUAACAACUUGCCUCGGGUGGCAAGAUUUAAUAAUUUUCGUGAACCAAUUUCGGAAGGUUAUUUUCCGAAAAUGGAUUCGUUGGUGGCAAGUCGUUCAUGGCCACCACGUUUUAAUAACAUAAAACUCAGUGAUUUAAAUCGUGAAAGUGAUCAAAUAAAUGUUGAUAUCAACGAUUUGGAAAGAUGGCGUAAUCAAAUUAUGGAGGCAAUUCAUAAGGGCUUUGCUGUGGAUGAAAGUGGCAAUCAACAACGUCUUAACGAACAGGAUGGCAUUAACAUCCUUGGAAACAUGAUUGAAUCAUCGACCAUAUCACCAAAUCGUAAUCUCUAUGGUGAUCUACACAAUAUGGGUCAUGUUCUUAUCUCAUAUGCUCACGAUCCGGAUCAUCGUCAUCUCGAGUCAUUUGGUGUUAUGGGUGACUCUGCUACAGCAAUGCGUGAUCCUGCAUUUUAUAGAUG